UAUCCCAUAAAUCCCCAUUAACAUUCAUCCCAUUCCCUCCACCAACAACAUCACCAUGGCUUACACACCUCUCUCUCUCCUCGUCCUUCUAUCACUCACCACCCUGCUCCUCCUCCUUUCUCCUCAAACACAAGCCCAAUCGCCCUCUGCUCCGGCCCCCGCCCCCUCUGGCCCGAUCAACAUCACGGCGAUCCUCGAAAAACCUGGCGGAUUCAGCGACUUCAUCCACUUACUCAAUGUGACACAAGCCGGAAACCAAAUCGACAACCAAGUCAACAACUCCAAUGACGGUAUGACCGUCUUUGCCCCGACUGACAACGCCUUCGACAACCUCCCGGCGGGCACUCUUAACAAGCUGACCAUGGAACAACAAGUACUACUUGUUCAGUACCAUGUUUUGCCCAAGUUCUAUAGCUUAACUGAUCUUCUAACGGUGAGCAACCCGGUCCAAACACAAGCCAAUGGCCCGAACGGUAAGAAUUUCGGACUCAAUUUCACCGGCCAGGGGAACCAAUUAAACGUCUCGACUGGAGUCGUUGAAACCCAAAUCUACAAUGCCGUACGCUCUAAUCGUCCUUUGGCUGUUUACCAAGUGGAUAAAGUGUUGUUGCCAUUGGAAUUCUAUGAAUCUCUAGCUCCGUCCUCCUCUCCACCACCACCACCUGAAAACGCCCCAGCUAGUGGCCCCAGUGGUACAAAGACGACAGCUGCAAAGCCAUCUUCUACAAAUGAUUCUGGGAGGAUGAAUGUGGGGGUGGAUUUGGUUGCUGGUCUUUUGUUGUUUUGCAUUGGAUAUCUUUCUUGAGGAAGCAAGAAGAAUAUAGGGGUCGUUUUCAAAAUAUGGUAUAAGUUGCUGGGUGUCUGGCAUCUAUACCAACAACCAUGAACUUUUGUAUUUCUUUCUUGCUUGGCAUUGUUUGAUUGCUUCUUCAUAUCAGUUUCACUCUACAUGUUUGUUAUUUUUGUCUAUCAAGAUGGCUAAACUAUUCAUUUGGU
Ilex paraguariensis (yerba mate) is the source of this 996-nucleotide messenger RNA. The record is from the annotation of a GenBank genome assembly. NCBI's taxonomy places the organism in Eukaryota, Viridiplantae, Streptophyta, Magnoliopsida, Aquifoliales, Aquifoliaceae.